AUGUGGGGAGGCGAUAAGUGCUGCCGGGGUGUCGACCUCAACCGGAAUUUCGACCAUCAUUGGGCCGAGACCGGCUCCAGCUACGAGCCCUGCUCCAACCUGUACCACGGCGACUACGUGUUCAGCGAACCGGAGGCGUCCUCCGUCCGAAAAUUCCUGGAAACGGAAGAGAUGUGGGGCAAAACGGACGCCUUCCUGACGCUGCACACCUAUGCACAGUUGUGGAUCUACCCAUUCAGCCAUCAAGAAGUCACGUACCCGAAGGAUAUUGACGAAUUGAAACGAACAGCUCGCAGAGCGGUGUCCCGGCUGGAAAACGUGUACGGUACCGUCUACAGGAUGGGAACGGGAGCUGAUACAUUAGCUCCCGCUUCCGGCGGUUCCGACGACUGGGCCAAGUCCAAGAUGCACGUCAAAUUCGUGUACUUGAUCGAGUUGAGGCCCGAGGAGCAUCUCUCCCACGGCUUCAUCCUCCACAAGAAGGAGCUGAUCCCGACGGGCAUCGAGACGCUGGAAGGCCUAAAAGAGGUAUUCGAAUCCGUCCUCGCCUCCAACAACAUCAAGCGCGACCCAUUCGCCAAGAUAUCGCCGGCGAUGCGCAGGAAACAGGAUUUGCGCCGUCGCGUGUUCUUGCAACAAACGGAAGCGCCGACAAGUCCAGCAACUACCACAGCCACAACCAGUGGGCCCCCAACUACCGUAACCACAUCUACCGUACCCAGCACCACCUCCAUCACCACCACCGACGCGACGACGCGUAGCACCAACUUCCGUCCCACCGCGCCGAUGGCCCCGCCCACUUUUGGAGGCGUUACCACCACGGAAAAGCCAAAAACGAAAUCCCCGGAAGAAAUCGAGAAGCUACGCCGCGAGCAGAUCGCCAAGAAACGCGAAUUGGAAGCUCGGAAAAGAGAGCCGCUCGUUGUCGAGUACGCGAUUACCGUAAGAUAUCGGAUCGAAGAAACGAGACGACGGGUUAAAGAAUUGGAGCGAAGAAGAGCCGUGGAAAAAGAGGAGGACGAGAGACGGGCAGAAGAGAGGACGAGAGAGGAUAAGAGACGCAGAGAAAGAGAGCGAAGGCUCGAGGAGGAGAAGGAGCAGGAGGCGAGAAGGAGGAUGAGUAUACAGCAGAGGCAGCAGGAUCAGUGGAGGAGGGACAACGAGCGUCGUCUCGAACAAAUCCGACUCCGCGAGGCCGAGGAUCGACGUAAAGAGGAGCAGCGCGUAGCCGAGGAGGAGCGACAGAAAGAAGUGGCCAAACUGGCUGAGCUCGAGAAGAAAAAGGCGGAGGAGGAACUGGAGAAGGAGAAGCUCAAAGCCAUCGAGCCGAUCGUGCGCGUCGCCCGCAAGCUGGUCGACGGCCGCAUCGAGGAGAAGGAGGUCGAGGUUUUGGAGGCCCAAUCCGACACCGGCCGCUCAGACGCUUCAUUGGUUACGGUAGCCGUAAUCGAGCUUCCACCGAAGUCGAGCACUGCCGCCUACACGACCUACUCUCCGCUGCGCAUCCCACCAAAUGCCGUCACGCAGAGUUAUACGAGUAGCCGCGACCAGCCGUUCCCCGACAUGCCGGAGGUCCGAAUUAUCCCUGGCCAACUGCCAGCGCACACAAAAUCGACGUAUCCACCACCUCGGAUCACUCAAAGAACCGACGACCGCUACACGACUACGGUCCCGAUCGCGUUCCGGGACCCGUCCUGCCGAGAUCUCCGGUAUUCGUGCUCGUUCUGGCUGAAGAACUCGCCGGAAGUGUGCGUCACGCAGCGCUCUUUCAUGCGCGCCCAGUGCGCCUACACUUGCCGCUUUUUGCCAGCCGGCCGGCGAGGCGAUCAUGGAUUUGUCAUGGGAAACGAUGUUCUA
Messenger RNA from Mesorhabditis spiculigera, 1857 nucleotides. Lineage: Eukaryota; Metazoa; Nematoda; Chromadorea; Rhabditida; Rhabditidae. The record is from the annotation of a GenBank genome assembly.